AGGGCAACAAAUCUCCACCGCUGUUACAAGAAGCUAAAAUGGCGGCCAAGCAAAUAGAUCUGUCGGCUCUAAAUAUUCAACAAUUACAACAAUUAUCGCAACAAAUAGACCAGGAGAUAGAAUUCUUUACCUCCUCCCUCAGUCAGCUAAAGAUGGCCCAGCAGAAGUUUGUUGAAUCUCAGGAUUGUCUCGGAAGAAUCAGCCCAGAGACAGAUGGGAAAGAUGUCCUUGUUCCCUUGACCAGCUCUAUGUAUGUUCCAGGAAAGCUGUCAGAUGUAAGCAAUGUUCUUGUUGAUAUAGGAACAGGGUAUUAUGUGGAACAGGAGGUGGAGAAUGCCAAGCAGUACUUCCAAAGAAAGGUGGAUUACCUUACCAAACAGAUGGAGAAACUACAGCCUAUACUACAGGAUAAAUAUAGGACCAAACAAGCUGUGAUGGAGGUACUGCAACUCCGAGUACAGGCGCAGUUAGCCGCCCAACAGCAGUCAUAUGCAGCCGCAGCACAGACAGGGGCAGCCAAGUCAUGAGAAUAGUAUACCUGUAGUUUUACACCUUUUUAAAUUUAAAUCUUCACUGGCUGGCUUGCAAUGGGAGUCGGGAAGUGUACUUAAAAGUGAAGCGCUUAAAAAAAGAAUCAAUUUGAUUUUUCAUAAUUGAUGGAUGGUGAGGCAAGAUUGGUAUCAUGGACUUAAAGAAAACUUUUGCUGCAAGCGAGGACUGGAGUUACCUCUCUCUUGAAUUCAGUACAUAAUGUGGCUCACAUAUCUUUUGUGGAGAAAUUGGGGUCAUUUUGAGACGUACAGACUUUCAGUGUAAAGAUCAUGGAGUCCUUGCCACGAAGUAUUGUGUUAGCCUAGUAUUGCUUAUGUUGGCUUGUGUGGUUUGUAGCCAUA
Messenger RNA from Lingula anatina, 893 nucleotides. Its product is annotated as prefoldin subunit 5. Lineage: Eukaryota; Metazoa; Brachiopoda; Lingulata; Lingulida; Lingulidae. The record is from RefSeq and is a predicted model, not a curated record. Gene Ontology annotation, biological process: RNA polymerase I assembly; RNA polymerase III assembly; protein folding. Gene Ontology annotation, cellular component: cytoplasm; prefoldin complex.